Messenger RNA from Oreochromis aureus, 2345 nucleotides. RefSeq names its product protein Bouncer-like. The transcript is spliced from 3 exons. The coding region runs from base 1562 to 2005 and encodes 147 amino acids. The record is from RefSeq and is a predicted model, not a curated record. Lineage: Eukaryota; Metazoa; Chordata; Actinopteri; Cichliformes; Cichlidae.
GACGUGUCUGAAUCUUGCAACAUGCUGCAAGCAGCCUCCUUCGCACUCAUGCCUCUCAGAAAAGCAGCUCUGUGUUCGCUCUCUUCUCACAUGUCGGCUGCGCGAGUGCUUUGCGGCGCGUGAGAUGAUCCGAUGUGUUUACAUUUGGAGGGAAAGACGAUGCACUGUAGAGCUGUAACUUCCAACUUUUAUUACCAUUUUAUCUGCACAUUGUCAUGUUGCACUCGACUGCCAGUUUGUUGUUGGUUUUUUUUUGGUUUUUGGUUUUCAAUUUUAAGUAAACCAAGCACACAACAGUGUUGCAAUAAAUCCUUCCCCCUGCAAAUGUUUUUAUUCAGAGCUUUUUAUUCGACCGCAUUGUGAUUUUGGGAGCCUGCAGUUUGUGGUGCAAUGGAGUUUGUAUUGUGUUACACUACACAUCAGGUGCUACUUCUGCUUGUCCAUCUGAAUCAGAGAGAGGAGGCUAAAUAACAGCAGUGUGUGUGCAUAAUCCAAUAAAGCACCACAAAUUACAUCUUCCAUACGAGUCAUAAAGUUGUCAGAUGCCUUCAGGAUAUUACAUUUACUAUCACAUGAUCCAAAGUAAGGCAACAAACUUUUAUAAUUCAGCAUCUGGAGCCUUUCUUUUUAAAAAAGAAAGUUUGAUGCUAAGAAUUGUUGCAGUGAGUCAUGUAACUGAGUUAAUUACACAAAUAAGUCUGUUCAGAUAAAUGUUGCAUAUACAGAGGGAUUGAUUCACAGGACAGGGGGAAUCCCUUCAGCAGAUUUAUGUGUAUACAAACACUGCAGCACCACACAAUUUAAUAAAUCUUCUCAUGUGUAUUUCUAUGUGUCGCUGUGUGUGUGUGUGUGGGGCACGUGUUACAUAAGUCAGCUGCACAGAUCUUAAUGCUGCAUUGAGAAUAUAGCUGAAUCGAAUGCACUCCUCUGAGAGGCCAGCGUGUGUGUGUGUGUGUGUGUGCAUUGAUACAUAUCUGAGCAGACGGACGGGUGGCUAUAAGCUGCUUAACCCUGCGCUGACUCAGGUUCAUGCAAUUUCUCUGCUCCUUAACACGCGAGAGAAGCUCUGAUCACCGUUUCUCUGUUGGUGAAAUGAUUUCCGUUACUGAGGAACUUCAAAAGUAACAAAACGUCAAAACAGAAAGGCGGGCUCAGCUCAGCUCAGAAAUCUUUGUUAUAAAUCAGGAACACGUUUUUUACCCAUGUGGAGGAAUCUUAACCUUUGAAGUAAUUUGCUCAUUAGAAACAAAGGCACGUGUCACCUCCUUGGUUAUAUUUGUGACACUGAUGCUGUAUUUUCUCUUGAAAAACUGCUAAAAAACAAAAUGCAAUUUUCUGACAUUUUAGGAGAUGUAAACUCCUUCUCUACUGCAGGUUUCAGUGCACAUCUCUGCAGUUAUUCCCAGAAACGUCACUUGUUUGAUCGUCAGCACCCUUCUAGCAGCUGUGAUUGGUGUCGCACAGGUGACAGGUGCUUUCCUUACUAAUCCAAUUCCCUCCACCCUCCGGCCACCUCAGCAGUCCUCAUGGUGGAGUCAGUGGAGGAAGCAUCCCACUCAAAAUGAAAGGCGUCAUAUUGUGUGUUUUUGCCAUCAUGAUUCUCACACCUGCUCAAGGUGAGGAAAAGGAGCAGGUAGAGCAGCUAAUGGACUCAGUGGCAUUCGAAGCAGAGGAGCAGCAUCUGGAGUGCUUCCGCUGUGAUUUAGGCUUCUGGGAUGCCUGCUACACGACCGAAACCAAAUGCAAUCUUGGGGAGCGCUGCUACACAGGCCGGGGGAGGGCAGCUGAUGCUUUGGAUAUAAAGAUGCUGGGGUGUACCCAGGCAGAGGAGUGCGAGGUGGAGACGACCUUUGAGAUCUUUCCAAACAACACCAUCUUUGCGAUGACCAAACACUGUUGCGACACGCCCUUCUGCAACUCAGCGAGCAAACUUUCCAUCUGCGCACUGAUGUAUAUCACAGUGGCUCUAACUACCUGGUUUACUGAAGAAUCAGCAUCAUCAUAAUAAAGUAGAACUUGUUUAUUAUUUAUUACAGACUGUGUGAAGUGAUGCUGAAAGGAUUUCAACCAUAUGGUGAAGAAAAACCGCCACAUUUACAGAACUUUUUUAUGAAUGACUAAGAAGACGUUGGAUGGUUAUAGCAUAAAAGAUCAUUUAUUAUAUAUUACAGAAACCCUUUUUGGCGUUACAGUUCAUAUUUUUUAAGUGUGAAUAUGGUACUUAAACAUAAAAAACUGUGCUGCUUUUUUGUUUUGUUUUGUUUUUUUUUUGCAGUGUUUCUUGCAAUAAAGGUUGUGUCACUAUGUAUUUUGCCCCGGCGUUCUUCCAACACCAACCCAAAACA